ACAUUAAAGCAUGCGGGACCGUUUCCUGUGUUUCCAGGAAGUAGUUUUUUCAGCAAGUAAACAAAUAAUAGCAAGAGUGCUGUAAAUUGGAAAUAGGAAUGGCAGAACAGACGGUAACAGUGACAGUUGCAUACGGCUCUACGAAACAUAGCAUCACAGUGACGGGACAGGAUGGAAGUGAAGCUACGGUUAAAGACUUGUCAGAUGCCCUUGCUCAAGCGACUGGAGUUCCGGCCCCAUCACAGAAAAUUAUCUUUAAAGGGAAAUCUUUAAAAGACAUGGAAGAGAAGCUCUCCAGCUUUGGAGUGAAACAAGGCUGUAAGCUUAUGAUGAUUGGGAAGAGGAAUAGUCCAGAGGAGGAAGCGGAACUCAAGAAGCUAAAAGACAUAGAGAAAUCUGUGGAGCAGGCGGCCAAAAAGCUGGAAAAAGUAGAUGGAGAACUGACCGGUCUCAAGAACGGCUUUCUCGCCAAGGACCUUCAGGCGGAGGCGCUGAGCAAACUGGACCACAGAGUCAAGGUCGCAUCGGAGCAGUUUAUGAAGAUUCUGGAACAGAUUGAUUCACUGAGCUUACCAGAGAAUUUCAAUGAUUGUCGAAUGAAGAAAAAGGGACUUGUGAAAAUAGUUCAGGAUUUCCUGGCCCAGUGUGACAAAGUCGAGGCGGGAAUAUCAGAUCAUCUAGCGAAGAUCCAGUCCAAAAACAUGGCACUGGUAGACUAAGGUCACCUAGUCCUCCCUUCUAUCAUGUAGGAUCCCCCUCUGCUCUGCCAGUGGCCAACAGUCAUAUAUACAUUGCUCUGUGAGCAAACGGAUAUAAUAACUGCACUGAAAGCUUCAAUUGUGGAUCUGUUGCCUGUGGAUUUAUUGACUACAGCGAUGAUCCUGUCUGGUCAUUUGUGGGUCCCUCCCAACCUUAAACAAAGUCGAAGCCAGUUGGUCUCCGGUUUUCAUCAUGGCUACACGAAUGUUCAUGUAUCAUUAAAGGCCUUCAAAAGAAAGAAAGAAAAAAAAAAACUAAAGCUACUUGUAAAAUGUUGGUGACAGUGAUAUAUAUAUAUCUGUCCACCUGUGUGUCAUUAUUCUGCACCACACCUGUUCCCUGCUCUUGUGAAACAUAUCUUGAAAAACGUUUUUAUUUCCCCGCUCAUUGUGCGUAAAUUGUGCGUAAAUGGAUAUUUUUGUGGCAACGAGCAGACUUUUAUUUAAUCCAAUGAAUUUUGUGAUGAAUAGGUCCUAAUGAGGAUCGUUUCACGUUUUACGUACAUCUUUGUAUAGAGCGCUUGAUUUUAAGCUGACUCAAACCACAAGGUGUAUUAAAUUGAAAUAAAAUGUGUUUGUGUUAUCUG
Messenger RNA from Gadus morhua (Atlantic cod), 1345 nucleotides. It is a transcript of the gene bag1, whose product is annotated as BCL2 associated athanogene 1. Gene Ontology annotation, molecular function: adenyl-nucleotide exchange factor activity; protein-folding chaperone binding. The coding region runs from base 99 to 719 and encodes 206 amino acids. The record is from RefSeq and is a predicted model, not a curated record. The transcript is spliced from 7 exons. NCBI's taxonomy places the organism in Eukaryota, Metazoa, Chordata, Actinopteri, Gadiformes, Gadidae. Gene Ontology annotation, cellular component: cytoplasm; membrane; nucleus. Gene Ontology annotation, biological process: protein stabilization.